Molecule: messenger RNA, 1970 nt
Organism: Dioscorea cayenensis subsp. rotundata (Guinea yam)
Lineage: Eukaryota; Viridiplantae; Streptophyta; Magnoliopsida; Dioscoreales; Dioscoreaceae
Product: QWRF motif-containing protein 3-like
Exons: 7
Coding region: 363-1886 (507 amino acids)
Biological process (GO): centrosome cycle; spindle assembly
Cellular component (GO): nuclear microtubule; centrosome; cytoplasm
Molecular function (GO): microtubule binding
Source: RefSeq, a predicted model, not a curated record
UUGUGUUACGCCGGCGAAGGAAAAAACCAGAACGAAAAAGCUGCAACAUGAUAUUCAAAGCCCCUCGAAGGGCCGGCAGCAACGAACUAACUGAUUCUCCCGCCAAGUCGAAGAAGAAGAAGCUUAAUUAAUUUGUCGUCCCUCGUCCUCAUCGAGAUGAUCUGAUCCUCUCUCUGUCCUGAGAAACCAUAUCCCCACCCCACCCCACCGGGCAGCAGCAAGCAUGGAAAAACACCGUCACACCGGAUCUCGGGAAUCCCUCCCUCUGGAGUACUCCUCCCGCACACAAUCUCCUCUCCGCCGUAAAUCCCUCCCCAUUGACGCCACCAACUCUCGGAAACCCCGCCCUCCUUCGUCGUCCGAUGACCACCCCAACGCACCCACCCGCGGCCUUUGGCCCUCCUCAUCCUCUAUCCGCCGCCGCUCUGGCACUCUCGCUGACCACCUCGGCAAUGAUCGUCUCAUUGACCUCGCCCAUCGUCGAUCUUCCCCAUCCCCCACUGCUCCCGAGCCCCCCGUUUCCAUCUCUCGCCAGCGUAGCUGUUCCGAGUUCCGAAGCUUGGAUGUUGAAGAAGAUCAGAGCAACAGAGCUGCUGAUCAGGGAGAACAUGAUGAUUGCAUGGAUGACCGCCGCAAGAUUAAGAAGAAAAAUAUCAAGGAGAACCAUCGGCCCUUGGGUGGCUCCAUGCGCUACAUCAGUAACAAGCUCCUCUUUCCCCGGUCGUCUAAGCUCGAUUCCCCUCCCUCUGCGGCUCGCAUCUCUGUGGACGAGAACGCCCUGGCCUCCAGCCGCCGCAAGAGCGACUUUCCUCCUGGACAUCCCCUCCUUCGAGUCCGACCGCAGCGACAACGUUAGCUCAAACAAGAUCCCAAACCGACGCGCUCCCCGCUCCAAACGCAACGAUCACCAGAACGAGGACAAAAACCAUGAAUCAAAAUCCGUGGAGAUGAACCCCACAAUGAAGCCGGCUCCUCGUCGAACGAGUUCAGGUUCCGCCUGGGCUUUGUCACCAGGAAGGCGGGCCAGUUCUCCUCCGCUAGUGGACGGCAGUGCAAGACCCGCUGCAGCAGGGCUCCGGUCGUUCUCAAACCUCCGUCCACCUAGUCCCGGGAGGGGAAAAGGAGGAGGGGGAGGCGUUGGGAACAUUCUGAGCCUGGGCCUGGAUCUCUUCAGGAAAAAGUCUGGUUCGCCGACGCUGACACCCUCGUCUUCUUUCGGGAAUGGAUCGCCGAAGAUGGCUGCUGGGGAAGCCGGACAUCAGUUUAAGAUAGUCUACAACCGUCUGAUGCAGUGGAGAUUUGCGAACGCCAGAUCUGACGCUUCCAGCCGCACCAAGGCUGACACCGCUCAGACUGUUAUGACUUGUGCGUGGGCAGGUCUGGCUAAGCUCCAGGUUUCAGUGGCGCAAAAACAAUUGCAGCUUCAGAAGGAGAAGCUGCUUCUCAAGAUUAACACCAUGCUUUCGUGUCAGGUUAAGUUACUGGACAGAUGGAAUGAUACCGAGAGACAAUAUGUCGCGGCACUGUCCACCACCAGGGACAGCUUACAAUCAGUGGUCAGUAGGUUACCUAUAGUAGAAGGAGCCAAGGCAGACCCACAGCAUAUAUCCGCAGCUUUUCGACAGGCGAAUGACUUGACUUCAACAAUCAAGACAACGGUGGGGAUAUUCAGUCCUAUGAACCUGGAGAUGGUCCCAUUGCUCUCAGAACUUGCACAGGUGACCACCGAAGAGAAAUCUCUUUUGGAAGAGGCCUCUGAACUGCUGGGUUUGAUCUUUUCUUUACAGCUUCAAGAAGAAAGCUUAAAAUGUCAUCUAAUCCAAUUGAAUUCUGGGCUAUCAACAGAGCAUGUCCUCCCAGCUAGGAAUGCUAUAGCAACUGCAUAGGAGAAUAAUAUUCCAUCUUCCUGUAUUGGUCAGUGGCAUUGAGAAAAAUUUCCAUUUUUGAGUGUACUGUUUUGAAAAAGUAUU